Molecule: messenger RNA, 1761 nt
Organism: Punctularia strigosozonata HHB-11173 SS5
Lineage: Eukaryota; Fungi; Basidiomycota; Agaricomycetes; Corticiales; Punctulariaceae
Product: MFS general substrate transporter
Exons: 12
Coding region: 76-1704 (542 amino acids)
Biological process (GO): transmembrane transport
Molecular function (GO): transmembrane transporter activity
Source: RefSeq, a predicted model, not a curated record
AGCCUUCAGGCCCGAGCUUCCAGUUGUCCGAUCCGAAACUUGAACUUGGGUGGUCACGAUUUAACAGUAAGACCGAUGUCGGACCCGGCAGUUAGCCAGGAUACCCCUCACCACCGGCCAUGGGGACUCAGAUGGAGAUCGUCGGUGUGGUUUGUCACGGCGGUCGUUGGCGUCGGUAUGAUGACCGACCUGCUCGUCUACUCGGUUGUCCUUCCCGUGUUCCCCUUCAGACUGGAAGGCUUAGGAUAUAAGCACGUUUCUGAUCUCACGGGCUGGCUGCUCUUCGCCUUCUCUGGCGGCGUUGUAGUCUCCACUCCGCCAAUCGCCUUGCUGUCCGAACGCUACCAGAACCGCAAGGUACCACUGCUGCUAGGAAUGCUCGCCCUCAUUGGCUCGCAGGUCAUGCUCAUGGAGGCUCCUUCGUAUUCGAUUUUGGUCAUCGGACGUGUCAUACAAGGAAUCGCCUCGAGCGUCAUAUGGAUCCUGGGUCUAGCGCUGCUGUGUGAUACUGCCCCAGAACAAUCAGUCGGUCGUCAGCUGGGUCUUGCCAUGUCUGGCGUGUCGCUUGGGCGAGUACCAUGUCACAUGCAGCUACUCGUCGGCCCGCCAGCAGGUGGCGCGCUGUACUCGCGCUUCGGCAUCCGCGGACCGUUCGUCUUUGGGAUUGCCAUCACCUUUGUCGACCUCGUCGGUCGGCUGUUGAUCAUCGAGCGCAAGGACGCGUUGGUAUGGGGCAUUGAUACCAUGGCGAUGUCAGAGAACACGGAAGAGGACGUCGAGAAGGUGGGCGAAGGUACCGAAGAGGGCGAACGACCAUCGACUCAAGCCGAGAAAGUCACCGCUAGCAAUACGGUGGACGAUACCAAAGUCCAGGGGGGUUCGUGUGAGAUUAAUGCCGUUCAUGCAGGAUCCGUCGAGAUAACCACGACCGGCGAGUCACAAAGCAACAAUGUCGCUCCUGCCCCUCAACCCGCCGAGACCCGCUCGCAGGCUGCUACCUCCGAGCACAAGUCCGUCCACCUCUCCACUGCGGGCGUCCUCGUAAAGCUCGCCCAAUCGCCCCGCGCAGUGACUGUGAUGGUCAACACGGUCAUCUACGGGAUGGCGUACAGCGCACAAGAGCCGGUGCUUCCGUUGCAUAUGCAGGCUACCUGGGGCUAUAACUCAUCCCAGGUCGGUUUGGUCAUGAUCGCGUGCGUAGUCCCGACCGUCUUCUCUUCUCCGCUCAGCGGGUGGUACGCCGAUCGCCAUGGCACGGAAUGGAUCACAUUCUGGUGCGACGUCCUCUCCAUCCCGUUCUGGGUGAUUCAGAUCAUUCCCGUCCUCCCGCUCUUCAUCACGUCGCUCGCAGUGCAGAGUUUCUUCACUUCCGGGGUCGUCUCACCCUUAACGGCUGAGUUGGCCUCCAUCUCUCGCAACAUCGAUGGUGUCGGAUAUGCACAUGUGUACGGUGCAUUCAACCUAUGCUUUGGCCUCGGGUCUGCAUUCGGACCGCUGCUCGGCGGCCAAGUGUACGACCACGUCAAGCAUGGAUGGAUGGCCGUCUGCCUCAUCGCGACCGGCUGUGUGGCCGUCAGCACAGUUCUAGCGGUGCUGUACACCGGAGAAGAUACCAUCCGUGCCAAAUUACGGCGCCGGCUUGCCACUUUCAGGGUUGAAUCCUCAUCCUCUGAUCCUACGAUUGUUCAACCAUAUUGCCAAUGAGCAUUGAUACGAUGUAGAUUGUGGAACAUUAAUCUCAGAUUUGUUUGCAACGACGAC